UUUUAAUCGUAGAAAUCACAUGCACGGGACAAUUACGUGUACCGCAGUUAUUUCCGUACUCCGUAAUAUUAUAAAUAAGAACUUCACUCUGAAUUUUUCAAACUUUAAAUUCUGGAAAAAUGGAACGAUUUACAACUCAAAACACUCAGGACGAUGAAAAUUUUUCUUUUUUGGAAUACUCUGGAGGAGAUACUCAAGCUUCGCAAUAUGAUUAUAACGACUUUUCACUUGAAUCUCAGCAAACUAACACUUUGCUUGACGGUUCGCAAUCGCAUUUCGUUGAGCCAGAUUUAUCUGGAGUGGGAGUUGACGAGUUAGACGCGUUCCAAGAUCUUGCCAUUGUUGAAAGAGAAUUAGAACACGCAUGCAGAUAUUGUGGUAUACACGCAGUAAACUCAGUAGCCAGAUGCGUGACUUGCAACAAAUGGUUUUGUAAUUCUCGUGGUAACACUUCUGGCUCCCAUAUAAUCAAUCACCUUGUUCGGGCAAAACAUAGAGAAGUCGCUUUACACCCGGAUUCACCACUUGGUGAAACAACGUUGGAAUGCUAUAGUUGUGGUUGUAAGAACGUUUUUUUAUUGGGAUUUAUUCCAGCGAAAAGCGAUACAGUUGUAGUAUUGCUUUGUCGGUGAGUAGGAAGAAUUAAAGUUAAUGAAUUCCUUUAAGUUUCGAUAUUGAUGUUAAGACAUACUUUCAAAAUAGACAACCCUGUGCCGCAAUGCCUAGUAGUAAAGACAUGAACUGGGAUACCUCUCAGUGGCUUCCUCUUAUUGAUGAUCGUUGCUUUCUUCCAUGGCUUGUUAAAGUUCCCAGUGAACAAGAACAACUUCGGGCUCGUCAAAUCACCGCACAUCAAAUUAACAAGCUCGAGGAGUUGUGGAAAGAUAACAC
This is a messenger RNA of Rhizophagus irregularis DAOM 181602=DAOM 197198, 891 nucleotides long. Lineage: Eukaryota; Fungi; Glomeromycota; Glomeromycetes; Glomerales; Glomeraceae. The record is from RefSeq and is a predicted model, not a curated record.